AUGGCUGCUCCUGCCCCUGCGGAGCCCCGGCUUAAGCCCACCAAGCCCGAUGAGGAGACCUAUAAGGCCAGUUUGGCCCAGGCUGAGAAGGAGCAUGCUGCAGCCCAAGAGAAGCUGAACCAAAUCAAGGCCAAAUUAGACAACGCCAAGCCCAACAACCAGGACUCUCCGGCUGUCAAGAAGCAGCAGGAACUCCGCGCCGAACUCUCCACUAUCCGCCAGAAGCAGUCGGGCUUCAAGUCCUCCCGCUCCAGCACCCAGGAGAAGAUCAAUGCAUUGGAGUCAACCCUCAAAGCCCGCAUUGCGGAGCAGAACAACUCGCGCGGCAAAAUGUUGUUCAAGAACGUUGACGAGAUCGACCGGGAGAUCGACCGCCUCGAGAAGCAGGUUGACUCCGGCACUCUGCGGUUGGUGGACGAGCGCAAGGCUCUCUCGGACAUCUCGAACCUGCGCAAGCAGCGUAAGGGGUUUGCCGGUCUCGAGGAGGCUCAGAAAGGUAUCAAUGAGCUGAAGGCGCAGAUCGCGGAACUCAAGAAGACCCUGGAUAACCCCGAGGCCAAGGCCCUAAGCGACAAGUACACCGAGAUCCAGAAGGAGCUGGAUGCGAUCAAGGCCGAGCAGGACGGUGCCUACAAGAACCUGAACUCUUUGCGCGACGAGCGCACCAAGCUGCGCAACGACCAGCAGAAGAAGUACGCCGCCAUCCGCGAGCUCAAGGACAACUACUUCAAGGCUCGCCGUGCCUACAAGGAGUACGAGGACGAGGCUUGGCGUGUGCGCCGUGAGCGCCAGAAGGCCGAGCGUGAUGCCUUUGAACGUGAGAAGCGCAAGAAGGUGGCCGACAAGAAGCUCGAGGAGGCUUCCCAACUAGCCUACACCGACGAAAUUCUUACCGCGCAAGGUCUCAUCCGCCAUUUCGAUCCCGCUUACGACGUCUCCGCCCUGGGUCUUGAGGACAAGAAGGACGAGUCCAGCAACUUCCGUGCCAACGUUGGCCGUACCGUUGACGACUCUGGUCUCAAGGGCAUGAAGGUGAUGCGCAAGGUGGACCGCGAGGAGGACUACUUCGUCGGCACUGCCGGGAAGAAGGGCAAGAAGGGCAAGAAGGGUGGUGCUGCCACUGCUGGCACCGAGGCCGGCAAAUUCAACAUGAACGUUGGCAUUAUCGAGGACUUCGCCAAGGUCAAGAUCGACCCGCCCAUGAACCAGUCCGACGUCCCUGCGGCCGUGGAGAAGCUGGCUGCCAAGAUCACGGAGUGGAAGAAGAACCAGGCCAGCAAGACCGAGGAGAACAUCAACAAGGCGAAGGAGGAAAUUGCCCGCCUCGAGGAGGAAGAGGCCAAGGUCGCCGAGACCAACGGUCGCAGCACCGACGCUGCAAAGAAGCCCGCCCAGGCCAACAGUGCCCCCACUGCUGAGGCCGAAUUGGCCCAGGAGCAGGAUGCCGCCGCCGACGCAGCGGAGGAGCUGAAGGCGGCCUCGCUGGAGGACAAGGAAUAG
Messenger RNA from Penicillium canariense, 1500 nucleotides. RefSeq names its product putative nuclear segregation protein (Bfr1) (gene bfr1). The transcript has 3 exons. The coding region runs from base 1 to 1500 and encodes 499 amino acids. The record is from RefSeq and is a predicted model, not a curated record. Lineage: Eukaryota; Fungi; Ascomycota; Eurotiomycetes; Eurotiales; Aspergillaceae. Gene Ontology annotation, biological process: intracellular mRNA localization. Gene Ontology annotation, molecular function: mRNA binding. Gene Ontology annotation, cellular component: nuclear outer membrane-endoplasmic reticulum membrane network; endoplasmic reticulum; ribonucleoprotein complex.